Molecule: messenger RNA, 1116 nt
Organism: Lachancea nothofagi CBS 11611
Lineage: Eukaryota; Fungi; Ascomycota; Saccharomycetes; Saccharomycetales; Saccharomycetaceae
Source: the annotation of a GenBank genome assembly
AUGGGCCGGUUGUUCAUCGUGUUUCUAUGCGUAGGGCUCGUGAUUACUGGUGGUAUCAAUUCAUUGUUCACCAAGUACCAGGACAAUCAGUGUGUAAGAGAUUGUGAUGGAAACUCUCCAGUUUUUUUCAACCAGCCGGUGUUACAAACGCUGCAAAUGUUUAUCGGAGAAAUGACGGUGUUGAUAGUGUUUUGGGGCCAAAAGAAGAAUGCACCAUUGCUCGACGCUGGCAUUCCUGCGAAACCUGCGAUAAAGGGCAGGCAAUACGGGUUACUGGCUCUGCCAGCAAUUUGUGAUAUUGUUGCAACGACCAUGCUAAAUUUGGCUCUGGUGAUGAUCCCAGUAUCAAUUUACCAGAUGAUAAGAGGUGGUAUUGUGUUUUUCGUGGCGCUCUUUAGUGUGUUGUUUCUUGGCCGCAAAGUUAGUCGUCUUGAGUGGACCUCCCUUGCUGUUAUAGUCCUUGGGGUAGGCGUUGUCGGGUACAGCGGUCAAGGUGUUACUGCAGCCGAGACAUCCAAGUCCAAGCAUGGAACAGAAUCAUUGUUUUUGGGUGUUUGUUUGAUUGUACUGGCUUUAAUAUUCAUGGCAACGCAGUUCAUCGUUGAAGAGCAUAUUAUGGCCCGUAGGCAAGUCAUUCCGGUAAGCCUUGUUGGUUUCGAGGGUCUCUUUGGAACUCUGAUUACAUUUGGCAUUCUACUAUUUGGUGAUAUUCUUUCUGGUCAUAACAAAGUUGACUCUAGUGUCAACAUGAGUCAGGCUUUUGUGGACCUGUUCUCCAAUAAUAAGGUACUGUAUUCUUCAGUGGCUAUCAUGGUGUCAAUUGCUUGCUUCAACUAUUUUGGAACGUCCAUUACCAAAAAUGUAAGCGCCACGUCAAGAAGCACUGUGGAUACCUGUAGGACUAUGUUGGUGUGGUUGGCGUCACUGGCGCUAGGCUGGGAGUCUUUUAGAAGCCUCCAACUUCUCGGGUUUACUUUAUUGGUUUUUGGUACCUUGGUGUUUAAUGGAGCUAUUGAAAUUCCCGACAAGUACUUGCCUCAAGUUUUGCUCGAGGAUAAAGCUGGUGAAUACGAUCGACUAAUCGACACCAUUGACGAAGAAGUGGAAAGAUUCUGA